Hippoglossus stenolepis (Pacific halibut) is the source of this 5146-nucleotide messenger RNA. It is a transcript of the gene elna, whose product is annotated as elastin a. The transcript has 53 exons. Bases 237 to 3551 code for a protein of 1104 amino acids. The record is from RefSeq and is a predicted model, not a curated record. Gene Ontology annotation, molecular function: extracellular matrix structural constituent. Lineage: Eukaryota; Metazoa; Chordata; Actinopteri; Pleuronectiformes; Pleuronectidae.
CUGUGCUGUUGGCAGGAGUGACCCGAAUAAAAACAGCAACACCAGACAGACGAGGAAAAAAAGCAAAGUGAUCCAUUGAACCGGAGUCAUUGCCCCCUCUUAAUUACGUAGAGUCUCACAUCUCUUCCCUUUUUUUCACCUUUUCCGCCGCUCUGUAAGACUUUGGGCUCGAGGUAAUUAGCUUGAAGAGAAUAAAACCAGCUGAUCGGGAGAGGGGUGGUGCAUUUUGGAGCGAGAUGGCUAACAGAAACAUUCUGUUGCUCUUCUGUGGACUCUUCCUCUUAGCACUGAUUCAGCCCUCUCUACAAGGAGGUGUGUAUGUACCACCUGGUGCUGGAAUCGGACCAGGAGGCGCUGGAACAGGCACUGGAUUCUUUCCAGGAUCUGUUGGAGGAGUCCCUCCAGGCUAUAAACCAGCCAAAGCUGCAGUAGGAGGUUAUGGAGGUGGAGGCCAUGGAGGUGGAGGCUAUGGUGUAGGCCCAGGUGGUUUGGUGCCAGGAGGUGUUGGACCUGGUGGCCAGGCGUUUGCAGGUUAUGGACAUUUAGGAGGAGGUGGUUUUGGAGGUGGUGGCCAUGGAGCAGGUGGUUAUGGUGGAUACGGAGGAGGCACUGGGGGCUUUUUUCCAGGAGCUGGACAGAAAGCUGCUAAAAGAGGUGCAGGGGGCCAUCUGCUACCACAGGGAGGGACAGGAGGAACAGUGCUCGGGGCAGGAAGAGUUCCUAUAAGCACAGGAACUGGAGCUGCGUUGCCCGCUGGAGUACCUGUUAUUCCUCAGACAGGCCUUCCAGGAGGGGGAGCCGGUGGUGCGGCAGGAAAGAAAGCUUCCAAAGUGCCAGGUGUGGGUGUGCCUGGACAUUACCAAGGUGGACUGGUGCCAGGAAAAGGGUUUGGUGGACGUGGAGUUCUUCCUGGUGUGCCAAUGGGAACUGACCUGAAUCAAAAAUCAAUUGCAGGUGGAGGACAGGGAGGAGCUCAAGGACCAGGAAGCCGUGGGUAUGGUGGACAGAUGCAACCAGGGGUGUUUCACGGAUACCCGCUCAAGUCACCCAAAGUGCAAGGUGGCCAUGGAGCAAAACCUGGAGGAGGACAAUUUCCCUUUGGUUAUGGAGGCUUCGGUAACGGUGGAGCUGGACUGCCAGGAGGAACAGCUGGUUCCAAUCCUGGAUAUCCGGUUGGAACUGGAGUGGGACCAGGGGGCAUCUCACUUGCUCAGGCCAAAGCUGCCAAAUAUGGUUUGGGUGGUGGUGUAGGAGGUGUUGGCAAUGGAGGUGUUGGGGUUGGUGGUGUUGGCGGUACUGGUGGACUCUAUCCAGGGCUGGUGCCAGGAGGAGUGGGACCAUGGGGCAUCUCACCUGCUCAGGCCAAAGCUGCCAAAUAUGGUUUGGGUGGUGGUGUAGGAGGUGUUGGCAAUGGAGGUGUUGGCACUGGAGGAGUUGGAGUUGGUGGUGUUGGCGGUACUGGUGGACUCUAUCCAGGGCUGGUGCCAGGAGGAGUGGGACCAUGGGGCAUCUCACCUGCUCAGGCCAAAGCUGCCAAAUAUGGUUUGGGUGGUGGUGUAGGAGGUGUUGGCACUGGAGGUGUUGGCACUGGAGGAGUUGGGGUUGGUGGUGUUGGCGGUACUGGUGGACUCUAUCCAGGGCUGGUGCCAGGAGCAGGAUAUGGGGCUGCGGCCAAGGCUGCUAAAUAUGGGAUAGGACAAUUAGGAACAGGAGGACAAUUAGGAACAGGAGGACAAUUAGGAACGGGAGGACAAUUUGGAACUGGAGAACAAUUUGGAACUGGAGGACAAUUCAGAACGGGAGGACAAUUCGGAACGGGAGGACAAUUCGGAACGGGAGGACAACUCGGAACUGGAGGACAAUUAGGAACAGGGGGAUACUCUUCUGCUGCCAAAGCUGCUAAAUAUGGGGCACUGGGAGGCGCAGGUGGACUGGGUGGAACAGGACAAGGAGGCCCGGGAGGACUUGGAGGAGCAGGACUUGGAGGUGCAGGAGGAUACUCUGCCGCUGCCAAAGCUGCUAAAUAUGGAGCACUGGGAGGAGCAGGAGGACUGGGAGGAACAGGACUAGGAGCAGGAGGACUGGGAGGUGGAGGAUACCCUGCUGCUGCAGCUGCUGCUGCUAAAGCUGCUAAAUAUGGUGUAGGUAGUGGUGUUGCUGGAGGUGCAGGAGGAGUUCCUGGGUUCCCACUUUUACCAGGAUAUGGAUCUUUAGCAGCUGGUGCCAAACCUCCAAAAUAUGGAGUGGCAGGAGGAGGACAAGCAGGAGGUAGACUUCCAGGAGGAGCAGGACAGAUACUACCUGGUUUUGGCGGUUACGGUGGUUAUGGUGCUGGUGCUGGAGUCAAACCCCCGAAGUACGGAGUUUCAGGAGGAGCAGGGGCAGGGUUAGGAGCAGGGUUAGGAGCUGGAGGAUUUGUUGGGACAGGAGGAGCAGGAGGAGUAAUACCCGGAGCAGGUGGCCAAUACUCUGCUGCUGCAAAAGCAGCUAAAUACGGAGGCAUCACUGGAGUAGGACUCGCUUUGCCAGGAGCUACUCCAGAUACAGCUGUCAGGGGUGUUCCAGAUGGUUCUGCUUUUGUGUCACCUGGUGGGACGGGUUUUCCUCUAAAACCAGAAAGGGAUGUAUAUCCUGGUGGAACUGCUGGACCAGAGCUCACGGCUAUUAAUGCAACUGGCAAGGCCCCAGAGGUCCAGCAGCCCAGCGUUUCUGGUGGAAUUUUUCAGCCUAAUGCUGGCACAAGCGUUGGUGGAACAGGUGUUGGAGCACCCCCUGCUGGUGGUACACAAGGCCAAGGUCAGCCCGGUUUUCCUGUUGGCACUGGUGUCAAAGCCCCCAAACCGUUUUUUCCAGGUGCUGGAGGUGGAUAUCCCUAUGGUGGAACAUAUGGAGUUCCUUAUGGUGCAGGAACCGGCACUGGACCUGGUCCUGGAGCAGGAACUGGAGUUGGAACCGGAACACUGUCCGGAGUGAAGCCUCUGAAACCUCCAGCUGUGGGAGGAGCUGGAGGCGGAGUUGGAAUCCCACUGGCAGCAGGAACUUAUCCAGGGGGAUACAGUCCAUAUCAUCAUGGUUAUGGACAGGCAGGUGGGUUGACGUAUCCCUCAGGAGUUGGACUGGGAGGUGCUGGUGGUGGAGUUAAAGCACCCAAACCAGGCUAUGGGAAUCUUGGAGUUGGUGGUGCUGGAUAUCAGCCAGCAGCUCCUGGUUAUGGAGGUGGUUACCCACAGCAGUACUACCAAGGUGGAUACGUACCAGCCCAACUGACUCCUCAACAAGGUGGAUACGUACCAGCCCAACUGACUCCUCAACAAGGUGGAUACGUACCAGCCCAACUGACUCCUCAACAAGGUGGAUACGUACCAGCCCAACUGACUCCUCAACAAGGUGGAUACGUACCAGCCCCACUGACUCCUCAACAAGCCAAAGCAGCAAAGUACGGUCCACUGCAGAGAUUCUUUGGUGGAGCAGGAGGAGGAGCAGCAGGAGGAGGCGUCUACAGAGGUGGAGUCGCAGGAUGCCAGGGCAAAUACUGCGGGAGGAGGAAGUAGAGGAUCUCUUGAGAUCCAGUGUGACCUCAAGAAAACUAUGGUGCUACUGCAUGAUUGAGAAUGUACAUUUUAUAUACCAACAAACCCCAAUUAGACAAUGUGUAAAGAUGUUUGUUUCACUGACCUGACAUCAGUGUCUGUUUUUAUACAAACCCACCGACCCACAGUCUUGUACACGUUCUAAUGUGACGUAUUGAUAGUAUUGUUCGUGCCUUUUAUCAUUAAUGUGGUCACGUUAUUCAGCUUUAACUUCCUGUACUCCACCAACCUAUGUAGAAUACAGAGUGUUUUGUGUCACCUUGUGUUGUUGUGUGUGUGUGUUGUUGUGUGUGUGUGUGUGUGUGUGUGUGUGUGUGUGUGUGUGUGUGUGUGUGUGUGUGUGUGUGUGUGUGUGUGUGUGUGUGUGUGUGUGUGUGUGUGUGUGUGUGUGUGUGUGUGUGUGUGUGUCUGUUUAGUGUUGUUUUGGCAUAUGAUUGUACUGUUGCGCGAAAGACUGUCUGAACCAUCGCCUGUUGUUGUGACCUACCAACGAUUUCCCUCUAGGCUUUUCUAAAGCAAGGUGAUCUGUCCUCAGUGUGGCACAGAUCUCCUCUCUGACAUAUCACAGGGGCUGGGUUGGUCUGGGGCUCGUCCAAAAAAAUGAAAUCUGGCCAAUCCCAGCGUCGUCUCUGGCUCCCCGUCUUUCCUUCGCUGCUAUUUUUAGGCCUGCUGGGUAAAGAGCAGCGGGAAUCGGGGCUCCGGCCAACCCAUCUGCUCACAGUAACUUUGCUGAGUCUUGUUGCUAUGCAGUUCAGUUUUCUCAGCAUUUUUAAUGUUGCCAAAACUUGUGAUGUAUGAAGAGCAGCUGCUGCUCUGAGGAAAGGUGCUGAAGACAAUGAAAAAUGUUUAGUUAAUUACAGGAUGUUUAAAAUAACAACAGAAAGCAAAGUGUUGCCUUUUAGUUCCAAGAAGAAUAAAACCAUUCAGAUGCUACUCUGCCAUUUCUAUUAUGUGUAUGAAUGUAUGAAUGCUUCACAUGUUUAGUCUCAUCGCAGCACUUAUCUACAUUUACCUAACUUUGUCAUUACAUGAUUACCCAAGAUUAUUUGCACCAUGUUUUGACUCAUAGCUAUAUUGUUAUCAGGAAUAUGUGAACAAGAACAAACCCUUUGCUUUUUGCAUUUACUGUUAAGAACUGUAAGACUUGGUUUGACUGGAGCGCCCACAGUGUGUGUUAACGUGAGGCACGGGCUCCUUGUUCUUCAUUUACUUGAGCUGCUUUUAAAAAGGCUUUACUGACCAAAGGUUCAUGAGCGCUGUUUGCCAAGUGACCCAUCUUUUUUUUGUGUGUAAUUGUGUACUGUAUUUUGUACUAAUUUGAUGUUAGCUGGCUUCAGUAGCUCCGCUCGGUGCUGUGUGAGAACUGUCUUUGAGCCUCGCUGGGUCAGACCUUGUCUUAUGUGCCGUGGGAUACUCUUCAUCUUUAUUUAAAAACUGUUUUUUUAUAAGGAGGAACAGUAUGGUUUUUGCACUUUUUUUUAUAUUUCCAUGACACAUGUGACUUCCUGGCAUUUUAUUUGCUUCAUUAAACAACAAAAUAAAAUGUGUUUAAAGAU